AGAAUAUGCAAGAAGGAAUACAAUUAAUGAAAAUGAUAAAUAUGUGCAUACUUCUAAAUUAAUGUUUACUGUAUAAAAUAAUAUCUUGUUGGGAUAAUUACAUAAUUGAUAAGAUAUAUGCAAAUGGCAAAAAAUAGACUGGAGGUAAAGGUGACAGGGAUAAAUUUAGUUAAAUUAUUCUUUGAACUUUUCUGUGUCUAUGAUGAGAUUUUGAACAAAGACCCUGUAAUUCUACUCAUAGGUAUAUAUACAAUGGAAUUGUAUCAAAUGAUUUGUGAAAGAAUGCUCUAGUAGAAUUAUUCAUAAUUGUUCAAAAAAGAAGCUGGCCAAAUAUAUAUUAAGGACAGAUGAAUCAUUACAGUAAAUCCAUACAAUGGAGUAAUAUAGAGACAUGAAAAAAAAUCACAUGUACAUGCAAUUAUGUGAUUAAAUUUCAGAAACAUAAUGUUUAGUCCAAGAAGCCACAUACAAAAAGAACAUGUAGGAUUGCACCUAUACAGUUCAAAGCAGGCCAGACCAAGCUAUGUAGUUUAGGGUUGCAUAAUUAUUUGGUAAAGUAUAAAGAAAAUCAAGGAAACCGUCAUCAUAAAUUAUGGAUAUUGCUUAUCUUAGGAGAUGUGAAGAAAGUUUUAGGGGCUUGGAAAGUAGCAUGGGGAUGGACAUAGACUGUUUUUGGCGUUCCUUGUCUUGCCCUGCAUGAUGGUUACUUGAGUGUUUAUGAUACAUUGCUGUAUUUUCCAUUUUUGUUUUGGUUUAUUUCUAAGUGUGCAUUAUAAUUUUAAUAUAAAAUUUUUAAUUAGGAGAAAUGUCUCAUAGAAAUGAUUAUUACUCAUUUCAUUAUAUACUGAGGGGAAAAAUCAACUAUGUGUAUACAUUCUUAUACAACUCUAAGAGAGCUGAAGUAGGAACUUUCUUAUUUAGUUGCAAGUUGAGGAAAUUUGAGAUGUUGUUACCUGCUAACCUCAGAUCUUUCCAAAGGAUUUCUUCUAGCCUUAAUUAUCCGCCUCACAGGAACAAACCAUUGCCAUUUCCUGUCUGUUUUUUCUUUUGGCUCCUGAAUUCCUGACACAACUAGCUUGUACAUAUUCCCCACAUUCUUGGUUUAGCAGAGUUCUUUUAUUAGUUAUGUUUUUCUGCAAGAGAAAACCCUCCAAAACUGUGUUAGAUAUUUAUACCUCACAUGUCUUUGGAUUUUGUUUUUCUAAUCUGAGUUUGGUGGAUGGCUCUGGUGAUUUGAGAUAGGCAAAAUUCUGCAUCUUGGAGGUAGAGUUUGGCCAAUUUAGUCUGGAUUGCAGGGUCGGGAGGGGGCAGUCUGACUUCACUAGUUUCUCAUUUUCCUGUAAGCAUGUACUAGCCAGGCAAUAGUCUCAUGGUAAAUGGAAAGAGGAAGAAUCCUUUAUAUGGAAGCCAUCUCAAAUCUCUAUGCAAAGUGUAGCAAUAUUCUGUUUAUCAAAACAAGUUAAAUGAUUGAACUCUAAGUUCAGGGGCAAGGUAGUCAGUGUUCUUGUGAUGGGAGGAUACUGAAACAUUAUCUAUCAAAGGGUCUGGUACUCAGGAAUACUUAUAAAAUUGCUAAAUAUUUUAAUUAAAUAAAUAUUUAAAUGUUAGACUUGAGAGAAACUAUACCAAAGGCCUAAGAAUUAGAGAUAUGUUUGAUAACUAAAUAGUAUUCAUGGGAUGAAAACCCUGAGUGGUAAAUAGGACAAAUUUCACCUGGACAAUUUCCUGGAAACCCAUUUUUUAUUUUGGAAAUUCAAGAAAAUAAUGUGUUCCAUUCAUAAGUAGUGUGCAUAUGUGUGUAUUUAUGAGCUUGUGAACAAAGAAGUUAUGCAUUAUUAGCAGCAACCAGAUCUUAAGGAGUAUUGGCCUGCCUGUAGUUCUCAAGACAAUCUUAGAUGCUUUUGAUAAAAGAAGUUUGGAUUCUUUGUAUUUAAAUCUGAAAUUAAAAAAAAAGUCCAUAUUGGUGAUGAUCUUAGUUAUGACCAAACUCCCUUUAACAAUUUAGGCAUUUACCAUAUGAUCUAUGUGUUGGGUUGUAAAACUUCCCUAACAACUGAAGUCGCUAAAGACAAAUGGUGGAGAGGUUACACAAGGAAAAACUGCAAACACUGAAAGAUAAUAUAUCCUUAUUUACAUAUUAGCAAAUGAGAAUUCAGGCUUCCCGUCAAUUUCAGUAUGAAUAAUUCCAGCCUACAACAAGAACAGACAGUGAAUGAAUGAGUUAAUUUGAGUUGUUUUGAAAAUAAGAAUGUUUUCCAUAAAGAGAGGAUUGAACCUCAGGCAUUAGCAUGCCAUGGUGAUUUCUGGCUUGACACUGGUCACAACAAUUAAAAGUAAAAAGAAUGUCACAGCAUAUUCACAAAUCAGGCACAUAUAGAAUUUAAGGCCAGGAUAUUCAAGCAAUCACAAUCAGUGAUAUUAUACCAGCAUUUAAAAAAUUCCUUUUUGUCUGUUCAGAUAUGAUAACUUUUCUACCCAUCAUUUUUUCCAUUCUAGUAGUGGUUACAUUUGUUCUUGGAAAUUUUGCUAAUGGCUUCAUAGCAUUGGUAAAUUCCAUUGAGUGGGUCAAGAGACAAAAGAUCUCCUUUGCUGACCAAAUUCUCACUGCUCUGGCGAUCUCCAGAGUUGGUUUGCUCUGGGUAUUAUUAUUACAUUGGUAUUCAACUGUAUUGAAUCCAGCUUUUUAUAAGACUGCAGAAGUCAGAAUUACUACUUACAGCUUCUGGGCAGUAACCAGCCAUUUCAGCAACUGGCUUGCUACUAGCCUCAGCAUAUUUUAUUUGCUCAAGAUUGUCAAUUUCUCCAACUUUAUUUUUCUUCGCUUAAAGAGGAGAGUUACGAGUGUCAUUCGGGUGAUAAUGUUGGGGCCUUUGCUACUUUUGAUUUGUCAGCUUUUUGUGGUAAACGUGAAUGAGAUUGUAUGGACAGAAGAAUAUAAAGGAAACAUGACUUGGAAGAUCAAAUUGAGGAAUGCGAUGUCCCUGUCAAAUUUGACUAUAAACCUGCUAGCUAACUUAGCACCCUUCACUCUGACCCUGAUAUCUUUUCUGCUAUUAAUCUGUUCUCUGUGUAAACAUCUCAAGAAGAUGCAGCUCCAUGGCAAAAGAUGUCAAGAUCCCAGCACCAAAGUCCACAUAAAAGCUUUGCAAAUCGUGAUCUCCUUCCUCUUGUUAUGUGCCACUUACUUUCUGUCUGUAAUAAUAUCAGUUCAGAGUUUUGAGAACAUGGAAAAGAAAGCUGUCUUUAUGUUCUGCCAAGCUAUUAGAUUCAGCUAUCCUUCAGCCCACCCAUUCAUCCUGAUUUGGGGAAACAAGAAGCUAAAGCAGACUUUUCUUUCAGUUUGGUGGCAAGUGAGGUACUGGGUGAAAGGACAGAAAUCUUCAUCUCCAUAGAAUCACAAGAAGGGCAUUGUAUAUCUUCUAGCAGAAAACAAACUGGUGGUGUAUGAAACAUUUUAUAUUUCUUACUGGUUUUUUGUAAGGUAUGUAUAUGAAUAAUUUCAAAUGUAUACCUAUAAAAGUCUUUUACCUAAAGUUAAUCUAAAAAAGCAUGUGUGUGUGUGUGUGUGUGUGUUUAUGUGUGUAUGAAAACUUAAGAACAUCGACAAUAACAUACUCUUUAUUGCUUUUUCACACAAACUGCCAAAUUAUACAAAAUAUGAUAAAAGUUCCUCAGAAUUAUGAAGGCUUGUGUAUUUCAUACGUGUAUUUUAUAUUUCAUUUGAAGAAUUUAUGUUGUCUAUUCAUAAUUAUUAAGAACUAACAGCUUAUCUCGGGAAAAAUAUUGCUCUUUUCUAUUGUUAUUUGAACCACACAAAUAUACCACAGUGUGGUUAGAAUUCAUUGUUUGAACCUCUAACUUUUUGGAUGGUAAGAUCAUUUAAUUCUAAAUCAAUAAUGAGGAUAUGUCUUCAGGGUUUUAUUUCAUUGUGAGUUCCUAUUUUAUGUUUAAUAUAAAGCAAACACAAUUAUUGUUAGAAAACGAUGCACACAAUAAAGUUUGGGUGACAAACAUAUGUAGAGUAAAUUUCGUCUUUGCCUACCAUAAACACUACUGAGGAGUAGCAGAUUUAACACAAGUAUGUGAAUGGCUUAGGAAAAAAAUCUCUUUUAUAAUAGGGAUGAAAAACCAUGAUCAUGAUCUUGAUUGCUAUUAUCAGUUUCCAUAUGCAGUAAGAAAAGUCAUUUCUUCCAGCUUUUGAACUAAAGAAAAGCUUUUUUUGAAGUUGAGAGCUGAUGUAAAUUAUUUUGGUAUUUUUCUAAUGCACGUCUAAGCCCCUGAAUUGUGAAUUAUAGUCUUAUCUUCCAUUUAUAAAAUUCCUUCUAAACUUUAGAUAAGACAACUCAAAUCUUCCUUUUUCUUAAAAAAAAACCAAA
Messenger RNA from Sapajus apella (tufted capuchin), 4376 nucleotides. Its product is annotated as taste receptor type 2 member 46-like. The transcript has a single exon. Gene Ontology annotation, molecular function: bitter taste receptor activity; G protein-coupled receptor activity. Lineage: Eukaryota; Metazoa; Chordata; Mammalia; Primates; Cebidae. Gene Ontology annotation, cellular component: membrane. Gene Ontology annotation, biological process: detection of chemical stimulus involved in sensory perception of bitter taste; sensory perception of taste; G protein-coupled receptor signaling pathway. The record is from RefSeq and is a predicted model, not a curated record. The coding region runs from base 2460 to 3392 and encodes 310 amino acids.